Alligator sinensis (Chinese alligator) is the source of this 1678-nucleotide messenger RNA. RefSeq names its product keratin, type I cytoskeletal 19-like. The coding region runs from base 41 to 1432 and encodes 463 amino acids. The record is from RefSeq and is a predicted model, not a curated record. Gene Ontology annotation, cellular component: keratin filament. NCBI's taxonomy places the organism in Eukaryota, Metazoa, Chordata, Crocodylia, Alligatoridae. The transcript has 8 exons. Gene Ontology annotation, molecular function: structural molecule activity.
CACACAUAGCUUUGGGGUCAGAUAUUUCCUUUCUCUCACUAUGAGUUGUAGCAUCAAAAAAACCUCUAGCUGCUCUUACAGAAGUGGCGGAGGUGGUGGUUUUGGUAGCUGUGGUGGUGGGAGCUCCUCUAUUUCUACUAAAAAAUAUACCUCCUCUGUAGCAGGUGGCAGUACUUAUGGUGGUGGAAGACUGGGUGGUGGAAGCUAUGGUGGGGGAGCAUGCAGCAUUGUGUAUGGAGGAGGAGUAAGUGGUGGUAGCAUUGGUGGUGGACAGGGUAGUGCCUUUUGUGGUGGGUAUGGAGGUGGCUUUGGAGGUGGCUUUGGAGGUGGCUUUGGGGGUGGGGAUGGGGCCCUGCUGACUGGCAAUGAAAAAACAACCAUGCAGAACCUUAAUGACCGCCUGGCUACCUACCUGGACAAAGUACGCAGGCUAGAGGAAGAAAAUGCUGACCUAGAGGAAAGAAUCAGGGAGUGGUAUAGGAAGCAAGGACCCAGCAUCUCCAAAGACUACAGUCCAUAUUACCAGACAAUUGAGCAACUCCAGAAUCAGAUCAUUUCUGCAACUGUGGACAACAACAAAUUGAUUCUGGACAUUGAUAACAGCAAGAUGAUUGCCGAUGACUUCCGAAUGAAGUAUGAGAAUGAACUGGCCAUCCGCCAGGGUGUGGAGGCAGACAUCAAUGGCUUACGCAAUUUCCUGGAUGAACUUGUGCGUGUAAGGUCUACUCUGGAAUUAGAGGUUGAGACCCUGAAGGAUGAGCUGCUCACCCUCAAGAAGAACCAUGAGGAGGAAAUGAGACUACUGCAAUCCCAGACUGGUGGUGAUGUGAAUGUGGAGGUCAAUGCUGCUCCUGGCCAAGAUCUGACAAAGAUACUGAAUGACAUGAGACAGGAAUAUGAGGAAAUAAUUGCAAAGAACCGAAGGGAGGUUGAACAGUGGUAUGAAGUCAAGAUGGAAGAGGUGAAUCAGCAGGUCACAUCAAGUGGUCAGGAGGUGCAAACAAGUAGCCACCAGCUCACUGAACUGAGACGCGUUUUCCAGAGUCUGGAAAUUGAACUGCAGACGCAGCUUAGCAUGAAAGCAUCUCUGGAAAACAACUUGGCAGAAACAGAGGCUCGUUACGGUGCCCAGCUGCAACAGAUCCAGGCCAUGAUCAACUGUGUGGAGGAGGAACUGGCUCAGUUGCGCUGUGAAAUGGAGAGUCAAAACCAAGAGUACAAGAUGCUCCUUGGCAUCAAGACCCGCCUGGAACAGGAGAUUGCACAGUACCACGGGCUGCUCCAGGAAGGACAGCAAGACAUUACCUCUUCUCAAGGAGGGAUUCAAGGAGGUGGUAGGUCCUCCCAGUCCUACUCUUCCCACUCCUGUUCUUCGACUUCCCACUCUCAGUCCCAUGGUGGUGAGAUGACAGGACAGACAAGACCAUGCUAAAAGUAGAGCAGAGCCACAAGGACCCGCUGAUCUAAGAAUCUUGUUGAACAGACCCAUGGACAUGCAACAUCUUUGUCAUAUACCUAUCUGAGAAGUCCAACUGGGUCACCUUCUAAAUCUAUUACAUUACUUGUUUUCUUCCAUUUCAUCAUGCUCUUCAUAUCCAACCAUGGUCACUUAACAUGGUUGGUGAUCCACCUUCUACUGGUAGUAUGUUCUCUAAUAAAACUUUACUUAUUUCUGAUG